CGGCAGAGGCGGGCAGAGGCAAGGCGCGCGCCCCAACGCGGUCCCGGCCGGAGCCCGAGCCCGAGCCCGCCUCGUCGCGCUCCGCGACCCACACUCGCCGGCCGAGCAUGGGUUCGUGCGCCUCGGGCGGGCCUCGGGCCCGGGCCGGGCUCCCGCUGCUGCUGCUGCUGCUCCUGCUGCUGCUCGGGUUGCUGGCCCCGGGCGCGCAGGGGGCGCGGGGCCGCGGCGGCACCGAGAAGAACAGCUACCGCCGCACGGUCAACACCUUCUCGCAGAGCGUCAGCAGCCUGUUCGGCGAGGACAACGUGCGCGCCGCUCAGAAGUUUUUGACCAGGCUGACCGAGAGGUUCGUGCUGGGGGUGGACAUGUUCGUGGAGACCCUGUGGAAAGUCUGGACGGAGCUCCUGGACGUCCUGGGACUUGACGUCUCCAACCUGUCGCAGUACUUCAGCCCGGCCGCGGUGGCCAGCAGCCCGGCCCGAGCCCUGCUGCUGGUAGGCGUCGUCCUCCUGGCCUACUGGUUCCUGUCUCUGACCCUGGGCUUCACCUUCAGCGUCCUGCACCUGGUCUUCGGCCGCUGCUUCUGGGUCGUGCGGGUGGCGCUCUUCGCCAUGUCCUGCGUCUACGUGCUGCACAGGCACGAGGGCGAGCCCGAGGGCGCCGUCCUGCCGCUCUGCUUCGUGGUGGCCGUCUACUUCAUGACCGGGCCCAUGGGCUUCCACUGGCGCAGCGGCCCGGGCGGCCCGGGGGCCCCCGGCGGCCCCGGCGUGGAGGAGAAGCUGGAGCACCUGGAGAGCCAGGUCAGGCUGCUCAACGUCCGCCUGAACAGGGUCCUGGAGAGCCUGGACCGCUCCAAGGACAAGUGAAGGUCCGCUGGCCGGCUGGGUCCACCGGUCAGGAAACAGAGAGGAAGGAGGAGACCACGCACACCAGCCCCCAAGACACCUCAAUAAACAGCACCCGGCAGGACAGCGGCGCGAGGCGAGGCCUUUCUACCCGCGCCGACCCGGACCCGUUCCAGAAGGACCCCAGGUGGCGUGCAGAGCCCACGCCUUGUGUCGUUAGUAGAGGAGACGUUUCUAAACCCAGGUGUAGCCACACUAGCUGUACAGCACGCGGUCUCUGCAUAGACCACAAAGUUAAUUUUCCAAGCAUUUAAAUACAUCUUUUGUAGGGCGUUUAGCGAGGGCAGCCUGGUCAGCUUCCGCGGGACUCGACGCGGAGGGGAGAGCGUGCCCAGUGGCCGUCUUCCCGUCUGUGCUUCCUCUUCGUAGGCCGAGCCCUGAGCUGCACUGCUGGCCCGCAGCUGCCGCGGGCUUGGCCAGGGGUCACUGCUGAGCCGUUGCGCCCAGGCCGGGGCUCAGCCUCUCGGACCCACAGGGACCCUGGCGGCCGUGUCCGUUGCGUUUCCGAAUGCGGAGUCCCAGGUCUCCCGCCCUUGAAUUCUGAGGAUUUUGGCCUCAGCAGCUCCGCAGGGAGGGCCCAGCUGAGGAGCGUCCCUGGGAUUCGGGCCCAGCUGCCUGGCCGAGUCACAGGCUCUUCAGGAGCAUGGCUGCCCGGCCAGGCCCGUGCGGAAGGCUGUCCCCGGAGGGCGUCUGGCUCACUGACUCGGGUCCUUGGUGGAAGGUGGACAUGGCUGUCCCUCCUUGGGGUCCGCUCCGCUUGUCCCUGUUCUCGGGAAGAACGAGCCGUGGCGGGAUCGGUACCGAUUCUCCUGGAACCUUCUCGACCCCCGUGUCAGGUGCUUGCUGUGCAGAAUUCGCCACGUCCUCGUUUUGGGUGGUCUCCGGGGGCAGAGCGGAAUGGACGCCGCAGGUGGACGCCGGUGGGAGUCCUGGGCCAGGCCGUACGACCUUCACAGGACCAGGCUCUGAUCGCUGUGGGGUCACCACUGCAACCACGUCCCCAGCGCCCACUCGGCCCUGCGCAGGGCUUGGUGGAGGAGCCCCCAUCUGACCGCACAGAGCCCGGGCCUGCAGGUGCCGGCUGGGAGCGCGCUGGCUCCUGCCGACUCCUGCAGCUUUGUUCCCUUUGCAAGGACCUGGGACCGGGCGCAGGUGUUGAGGGGUGUUUCCUAAGCGUGCGCGUCUCCGGACCCGGACUCCCCAGCUUUCCUGGACCCUUCCCUGUUCUCCGGGGUUUGCUUGGGCACAUCUGCACUCGUGGGCAUGUGAGCACAACUUGAGUGGACGCCAUCCCAGUCUCGUCACUCAGAUGCUAUCGGUGAGCCUGGUUUUAGUCCACGGUACAAAUACGGCCCUGGAGGCCACAGUCAGCCUCUGGCCGCGCCAGGGUGAUACCAAAAGAUGGCUUUGCCAGCACCGGCCAGUGGGGAUUUGGUGUUCUGUGCACAAAGCUGACGGUUCCUGCCCUGCUGGGGCUCCACUGGCCCCAGGUCAUCGUGAGAUGACCGGGCUGCCCCUGUCCUGGGGUAACACCCACUCCGCCCUCCGCCUGCCCUCCUGGCAAGCAUGGAGAGACCGUCUCUCUCCUCCCCGUCCGUGGACAGGCACGCCCACCCGGUGCCGGCAGAUCAGGCCGCAAACCUCAGCUGGAAAUCACUGUGGAAAACACACACCAUUUUUCCGAUCUGGCCCCUGUAGCUCUGAAGCCAGUUUUAUAGCUUGGCACCCACACGCAGAGGAUGCCUUCCUUUUUAAUGAAGAAACUAUCGAGCAGCGUCACUUCGGGGUCGAGCGUUACUUGGAAUUCUGAUAGAAACCCGAGAGGGUAGGUUUGAGGUUUGUGUUUGGGUGUUGGUGCUGGGGUGGAACCAGGGCCUGGCAUCUGGCUGGGUGAGAGUCCUUUACCACCGAGCCCCAGCCCAGCCCAGCCCAGGUUUGAACGUUUCUGAAUGGUUUUAAGUUUAAGUUUUGCUUUGUUUGGGUCCAGUCUUUUCUUGUUUGUUUGGUAGGGAGGAUUCCACCCAGGGGUGCUCCGCCACUCAGCCCCAGCCCCAGCCCCAGCCCGUUUCCUUUUUCCUUUUGAGACAGGACCUCGCUGAGUUGCUGAGGCUGGCCUCCCACUUCCCACCCUCCUGCCUCAGCCUCCUGAGCGGCUGGGAUUAUGGGCGUGUGCCACGGCGCCUGGCUAUUUGGGCAUAUUCCUAACCCCCAACCCUGAAGGCCUUCUUUCCCCUUCUCUCCAUUUCACGGAAGCUUCUAGGGUAUCUCCUGCCCCCGACAUCUCUUUUCUUUCUUCUCUCUUUUCUAUGUGGGAAAAUGUAUUUUUGUACCAUAACUCAUAACCUUGAAGAGAAACCUUUUUUAUAUCUUCAGGCCUGUAGACCCUAUUAGCACAACACGUCACCGAGUGUGACAUUAAGACAAAAAUUUUGAUGACAACUGUGGAUCUGUCAUAAUUAAGAGUCAGUUUUUUUAAUAUCUCCAAGUUAAUCAGUGUUCACUUCCUGAUGCCUCAUAUCACAGUGAAUGUUCCCUUUACCAGGCACAGGAAGGGGUCUGGAGAGGAACGGUGACCGGCAGCUCUGAAGGGCUGGGCCGUGCGGCCAUGCUGGCUGCGUGUGCGGUGGUCUCUCCUCAGGCGGGUGGCCGCGUGCACCGGAAGCCCUGCUCCGUGCGUGGCCCACACCUCUGGCUCUCUUCCCGUCUCUUCUGCUUGGUGCUUGGCCCCCCCGUGGCUCCUGGCGACAGAGCAGCCCCGGGCUGUCCUGAAAGCUGGCCUCGUGAAUGGUGCCGGGCCUUAUUCACACGGGGGGCUGCCUCUGCAAGGUCUCCACACAGGUCCCCAUGAGGCCACGUGGGUCACGAGCAGAGGGAGCGGGAACUGGGACAGGCCUCUGCGCCUGGCGGGAAGUGACCGGGUGGGAACUGAGAACAUGCGAGUUGGGUCAGAGGCCGGGAGAAUCCUGACUUCUGUGGCCUCUCUUGGGCCCUGGGAUUAGCAGGCCUGCAGAGGGGUUGCAAAUGGCGUUCUGGAGCCAGCCCAGAGCCCCAAGUCCCUGGGCCUGGACCUUGUGGCCGGCGGGAAGCCCCAAAGACUGCGUUUCCGCAAUCCUUGCUAGUUUUUCUGUCUUUUGAGUGCUGGGGAUUCGACCCAGGACAACUGACGGCUGAGCCACAUCCCAGCCCUUUUUAGUUUUUAUUUUAAGACGGUCUCGCUAAGUUGGCUGAGGCUGACCUUGAACUUGCCAUCCUCCUGCCCCAGCCUCCCAGGCUGCUGGGAUUGUGCCCCACUGCCCCACUUCGUGGUAGUUUUUAAGACGGCCCCAUGAGUGAGAUCUGGCUUCCGGGUGGACCCCGAUAGCCUCUGGCGGUUUCUGAGCCUGCUGGUCACAGAGCCAACUCUCGCCCUCCAUCUUGCGCACCAGAGGGACUUCCUCGGGCUCCUGAGUGUCGCCCGGCCCCUCCCAGCCUUUUCAUUCACCUGUGCGGUGCCGGGCUGGGACCCGGGACCAGUAAGCACGUGCUGUCCCACAGAGCCGCCCGCCAGCCCGCGGCCUCGGGUUUGUAAAAGCCACAUUGUCACCCGCAGAAUUUCUACUUGGACGCCGUGUUCUUCGCCUGUGAACCGUAGAAUUCUGUGCUCUUCACGGGACCGAACACAGUCCCCUCAAGGUGGUCAGCGUGAGGUGGGACCUGGUGCCCGGGGCCCGUGCCGCGCGCGGCCUUCCUCCGUGGGUGCGACACGCACCACUUCUCUUGUGGCACAAAAAUCUGUCACUUGCACCGUUGACUGAAAACCUGUGGCAGCUAGCGGUGUUACCGACCGCCCGUCCUGAGGUCCGGUGUUCCCCGUGUCCCUGUGACCACAAGGGUUCCCGUGAUGGUGACGCCCGCCAGGGAGUUCCUUCCCUCGUCUCCCCUGGAGAGGCCCCCGUGCGGCCCUCGAGGGGCGGUGGUGUCCCGCGUGCCUGGUGGGAAGCGUCCCCUCGAUGGCAGCCGGAGGGGCGCCGGCACUCGGCUCCCUGGGCCUUGGGGAGUGGAUUCUGCAGACCUAGGUGUGAAUGUCUUCUGGCUUAUCAUUUCUUUCCUUUUUUAUUUUUUGCGAAGUGAAUCUGUACAUUCCUCUUAUUUAUUAAAUCACUGGCUUUGGUGUUAUGUAGAGAUAUUUGUAGAUUGAUUUCAGAACAGAAUUAAAAUAUUGUGAAAAUUACAGCUUAAUAAAUGUUUAUUGUAAUUCCUUGUA
Messenger RNA from Sciurus carolinensis (gray squirrel), 5148 nucleotides. RefSeq names its product BRI3 binding protein (gene Bri3bp). NCBI's taxonomy places the organism in Eukaryota, Metazoa, Chordata, Mammalia, Rodentia, Sciuridae. The record is from RefSeq and is a predicted model, not a curated record. The coding region runs from base 108 to 866 and encodes 252 amino acids. The transcript is spliced from 3 exons. Gene Ontology annotation, cellular component: mitochondrion.